AUGCCGGAAAAAAGUGAUUUGCAGCAGCAGCAAUCGGCGGCGUCUGGAGCUAGUUCUGCACUUGGGCAGUCUACUCUGGAUUCUACCACACCGCUAAGCAAGAAGCAGAAGAAGAAGCUAAGGUUGACUGAAAAGUUGGCCACCAUGGAAAACAUCCAACGACUCGUCCGUGUCCGCGGCGCGGCCAAAAGUAAGCUCACGCGUAUCCUUAAUACUAUUCGCCCAAAUGAAGAGGAGGUGGUCCAGCUGACGGAAGCUGAGAUCAAAGUCUACAUGGCGAAGGUGGAAGCAGCCCAUAAGGACUACGAAGAUGCUCACAAUCAAAUCGUGAACGAAGUGUCGGAUGAUGACUACGAACAGCAUGAGCAGCUGUACGAGGAGUUCGAUAUCCUUCACGACACCGUUUCAAUUCUGUUGGAGGAUCAGCUCAACAAGGUCAGAGCCACCGCGGCAGCCGCAGCUGCUGCCACGACUGCGGCGCAACAAGUUCAGCAAGCACCGGUUGUCAUCCAUCAACCACUUCGCAUGCCGGUUCCCACUUUCGACGGUCGGUAUGAGAGCUGGCCAAAGUUCAAGGCCAUGUUCAAGGAUCUCGUGGAUAAGGGUCCAGAUCCGCCGGCAGUCAAGCUGUAUCAUCUGGACAAGGCUCUGGUCGGUAGUGCAGCCGGUCUCAUCGAUGCCAAAACGAUCAACGAAGGCAACUACGCCCACGCGUGGCAAAUUCUGGAAGAGAGGUUCGAGAACAAACGUCACGCUAUCGACUCUCAUAUUCAUGGUCUUCUGAAUCUUAAGCGCAUGACGAAGAAGAGCCAUUUGGAGCUGCGGAGUCUGGUCGACGAGUGUAGCAAGCAUGUGGAAGGACUCAAGUUCCUGGAGCGAGAUUUCGAUGGAGUAGGUGAGGAUUUCGUGAUUCAUCUACUGGCGGCAGCAUUGCACAACGACGUGCGCCAUAUGUGGGAGUCCACCAUUAAGCACGGUGAGCUUCCCGAUUACGACGAGAUGCUGACGUUCCUGAAGGAGCAGACCUUCAUCCUGGAGAGGGUUGAAGCCAGCAACCAGAAGUCAUCAUCGAUUCCCAUUAAGUCCGUGUCUGCAUCCAACAAGCCGUCGGCACACGCCAAUCACCAGUGCGCUGAUUUCAAGGCUCUUCCUGUUCCGCAAAGAUUGGUCAAGGUGCGAGAGCGCAACGUGUGCUUUAAUUGCCUACGAAGAGGCCAUCGAAGCGCCGACUGUUCAUCGGACAAAUCCUGCCAAAAGUGUAAGCGUCGGCAUCAUAGUCUCCUUCACGCCGAGGAGAAGCCCAAGCAAGAUGCAGAUCAACCCAGCAAGUUGGCCCCGCCGCCAGUUCCAGAGCAAGAAGGUUCAUCAUCAUCAUCAACGUCGACGACAGCUACGUGUUCCAGCGUGGCCACCCACUCGCAGCAAGUGCUGCUGCUCACGGCGGUAGUGGACGUAAUGGACAAAAACUACCAGCCGCAUCCGUGCCGAGUAUUAUUGGACAGUGGGUCUCAAGUCAAUUUGGUGACGCAGUCCGUGGCAGAUAAGUUGGGCUUGAAGUUGAAUUCGUCGAACGUCACGAUGUUCGGGGUCAACAGUACGAAGACCCAAUCAUCCAACAGUGGCACGGUGCAUCUUUCGUCGAGGUACAGGGAUUUCCAUGCCAAGGUCAAGUGUCUGGUAACUGACAAGGUAACAUCAGAUCUGCCAUCAUCGGUUAUCAAUAUCAGCGCGUUGGAGCUUCCCGCUGGUGUUCAUCUAGCCGAUCCGAACUUUUUCCAUCCGAGCAAGGUGGAUAUGCUUCUGGGUAACGAAUGGUUCCUAAAGUUGUUGCUACCCGGAGAAAUUACUUUCGAUGACAAACUUCCUGUCCUUCGCGAGACCCAAUUUGGUUGGGUUGUUGGUGGAGUCUUCGAAGAAGGUGCGGUAUCUGAUGGAGCAGUUUAUUCGCACACAGUCACGAUGGACGAAUUAAGCCAGUCCAUUCAACGCUUCUGGGAAGUUGAAGAUGUCGCUGAUGUCGUCGAGCGUAGCAGCGAAGAAGAGGAGUGUGAGGAGCACUUCAAAGCGACUCAUCGUAGGGAUGCUUCCGGGCGGUACAUCGUCGAGCUGCCGCUGAAGGAAUCCGUGAGCGAAUUGGGAGAUUCCAGGCCGCUUGCAUUAAGAAGGUUUCACGCGCUGGAGCGAAAGCUUUCGCAACAUCCGGAUCUGAAGAAGCAGUACCAGGAUUUCAUGGACGAGUACGAGAGUCUUGGGCACUGCAAAGGAGUGAACGUUAGUGAAGAUCCAUCAGGUAUCAUCAAGUGGUACUUACCUCAUCAUGCUGUGCUGCGGCCAUCGAAUACUACCACUAAGUGCCGUGUGGUGUUCGAUGCAUCGGCGAAGGUAUCUGGUCGCUCGCUCAACGAUGUAAUGAAGAUUGGCGCCAUCAUUCAAAGCGAUCUGCAGUCCAUCUCUCUUCGAUUCCGUCUCCCGCUCCAUGUGUUGGCUACUGACGUGGCCAAAAUGUACAGACAAGUCUUCGUCGAUCGGCGGCAUACGCCGCUAACUCGUGUGUUCUGGAGGAAAACUCCUUCCGAACCGCUUCGUGUACUAGAGCUGACAAAAGUCACCUAUGGAACGGCUUCCGCCCCGUUUUUGGCAACGCGGGCACUCUUGCAAUUGGCUAUCGACGAAGGCUUCAAGUAUCCUGUGGCUGCUGACAUCGUGAAGAAUAGUUUCUACGUGGACAACGCAUUGUUUGGGUUUGACGACCUGAACGAAGCAAGCGAGGCUCAAGUGCAGUUGAUUGGCCUGCUCAAGGCCGGUGAAUUCCAUCUGCAUAAGUGGGCUUCCAAUAAUCCUACGUUGCUGGAGCGGAUUCCGGAAAGCGAUCGGGACGAGCUGGUCAGCAUCGACGAAAGUGGUUCAAGUGAAGUGAUUAAAACGUUGGGACUAAUGUGGAACCCAACUUUGGACGCUCUGCAGUUCAUCUCCAUUCCAACAGUGUGUGAAAAUAGUGCAACAAAGCGGCAAGUGCUGUCGCUCAUAUCAAGAAUGUUCGACCCCUUGGGUCUUGUGGCGCCGGUCAUCGUUAUCGGUAAACUUUUGAUGAAGAGCAUUUGGAAAGAAGAGUUGAAAUGGGACCAAGAGCUCUCAGGAGAGCUGAAGAAAAAGUGCACAGAGUUCCUGAAUGCGUUAAGAGGUGUUACCAGCCUUCGGAUUCCCCGUCACGUCGUGGUCACUGGAGCCAUUGCCUUCGAGUUGCACGGAUUUGGGGAUGCAACCUUGGAGGCCUACGGUGCCUGUGUGUACAUCAGGUCAAUCGCACCUGGUCAAGCUGCAGUAGUGAGGUUGCUGUGCGCAAAAUCAAAGAUCGUUCCGAAGACAGUGUUGACCAUACCGAGAAAGGAACUUCUAGCAGCGCUUUUGCUGCACCGAUUGGUGAAGAAAGUGCUGGCAGCAUUAGCGCUGCCCUUUCGUGACAUUUCGUUGUGGUCAGACAAUCAAGUGGUGCUAGCUUGGCUAGAGAAGAACCCGGAACAUUUGGAAGUGUUUGUGCGUAACCGGGUAAGUGAGAUUAACUCUACCGGAAAUGAAUUCAAGUGGAACUAUGUAAAUACGCUGGACAAUCCAGCCGAUGUAGUGUCGCGUGGCCAGUCUGCCGACGCUCUUCAGAAAAACGAUCUUUGGUGGAAUGGUCCGUUGUUCCUGCGCAGUGAAGAAUAUCAGGUGGUGGUCCCUGAACCACUAUCCGAUGAAGAUGUUCCUGAGUUGCGGCAGGCCACUGUAGCUUCAGCGGUGGUGACAUUGGAGAAGCUGCCUGUGUUGCACAAGUACGAGUCCUUCAGAAAGCUGCAGCGAGUUCUGGCAUACGUUUUGCGUUUUUGCCGGAAUGCUAAGGAGAAGGCAGUCAACAAAAGAACCACCGAGCGUUUCCCCACCGUGUUGGAAAUGUGCCAAUCGUUGAAGGUCAUCGUCAGGGUAGUUCAAUCACUACACUUUGGUAAGGAGGUAGCCAUUAUGGAGUCCGGUGAGUACUGCAAAAGAUUAAAAGCAUUAAACCCCUUUUUGGAUGAUGGAGUGAUUCGCGUCGGUGGACGACUGCGACAUUCAAGUUUGCCGUACGGGGUGAAGCAUCAGUGGAUCUUACCUAAGAACGAUGAAACCGUCGAACGGUUGAUUCAAGCUGUACAUCGUGAGAAUCUACACAUCGGACCGUCGGCGCUGCUGGCACAGCUCCGCCGGCAAUUAUGGAUCCUAGGAGCUCGUUCUACUGUACGCAAGGUGACCCGAAAUUGCGUGCGGUGUUUCCGGCUCAACCCUCCGUGUGCUAAUCAGUUCAUGGGGGAUCUUCCCAUCGCAAGGUGCGACAAGGCUCCCGCUUUCGUGAAGGUUGGCGUUGACUUUGCGGGACCCAUGCUCAUCAAGCAACGAGGAAGAAAGGCGUCUCCCCUAAAGGGAUAUGUCAGCGUGUUCGUGUGUAUGGUCACCAAGGGCAUACAUCUGGAGGUAGUUGAGGAUCUCUCGGCCGACGCGUUUAUUGCCGCCCUCCAACGGUUCGUCUCUCGCCGUGGUGUCCCUGAGCAGAUAUUCUCAAUUUCAACCGCACGGACAAUAUUCUCCGACAAUGGGACAAACUUUGUCGGUGCUCGCAACGAGCUGAACGAGCUCUAUCGGCUUUUUAAGCAGGAAGCUACCGAGCUCAAGAUUUUCGAGUUCUGCCAAACCAGGCAGAUCGAAUGGAAGAUGAUUCCCCCGAACGCCCCACACAUGGGUGGGAUUUGGGAAGCAGGAGUAAAGAGCGUCAAGACCAUCCUGAAGAAGAAGUGCCAGUCAAGCCUCUUGACGAUGUCCGAGUUUUCGACCUUGCUCUGCCAGAUCGAAGCUCAGCUCAAUUCUCGGCCUUUGUACGCUCCGUCUGAGGACCCCUCGGAGCUCAAGCCGUUGACUCCCGGUCAUUUCAUGAUCGAUCGCCCUCUGACUGCCAUUCCGGAGCCCAGUUACGAUGGAAUCCCGGAAAAUCGGCUUUCCAGAUGGCAGUACGUCCAGCGCCUGCGUCAAGAGUUCUGGAAGCGCUGGUCCGAGGAGUACCUGCUGGAGUUACAGGUACGACAGAAGUGGAAUAAGAAGAAGGAGAACAUUCUACCUGGUACGGUAGUGGUUAUCAAGGAUGACAACUUACCGCCCCAACAAUGGAAGCUGGGUAAAAUCGAAGCAGCCUACACUGGAGCAGAUGGAUUGGUCCGUGUGGUGGACGUUCGAACCAAGGCCGGUAUUCUGAAGCGUCCGAUCCACAAACUGGCCCCUCUACCUAUACUGGACAACCGUGUGGCCAACGAGAACAAGGGUCCCGCGGGGGAGGAUCCGCAGCCUGCUGAGGUGCGCGAUUCCAGCAGCACACAGCUGCGCGAAAGACAACAUGUGAUGCAAGCAACCGCAACCGCCCGAAAGGAUCACGCGAAGGAAGAGUGGGCGCAAAAGGAGGAAAAUUCCUAUCCUCAGGCAAAUUUUAUUGAUCGCCGUACGUCCGACGUGUUAAGACGUGUGUCGUCGCAGUAA
This is a messenger RNA of Aedes albopictus (Asian tiger mosquito), 5538 nucleotides long. RefSeq lists its product as uncharacterized. The record is from RefSeq and is a predicted model, not a curated record. Gene Ontology annotation, molecular function: aspartic-type endopeptidase activity; zinc ion binding; nucleic acid binding. Gene Ontology annotation, biological process: proteolysis; DNA integration. The transcript is spliced from 4 exons. Lineage: Eukaryota; Metazoa; Arthropoda; Insecta; Diptera; Culicidae. Bases 1 to 5538 code for a protein of 1845 amino acids.